AUGAUACAUGGGCCAUGUGGACCAUUGAAUCCUAUUUCACCAUGUAUGAAAAACGGUAAAUGUUCAUAUAAUUAUCCCCGUGCUUUAAUUGAUGCUACAAGAUCAGAUAGAAAUGGAUAUCCUUUGUAUAGAAGAAAAAGUGUAGUAAAUGGUGGUUUUCAGACUACUAUUAAUGCUAAAAUUCAUAAUAAAUAUGAAAAAAUAAAUAUCGAUAAUCGUUGGAUUGUCCCUUACUGUCCACUUAUUUCUAAAAUAAUGGAAGCACAUGUUAAUGUCGAAUUAUGCAGCUCGGUCGUUGCGGAACUUGUAAAGCAUAUGAAUCAAUUUAUUGAUACAGUAUGUUCUCCUGAACAGGCAAUAUAUUAUCCGAUGGAGUUUUUAAAUGCAUUGGAACUGUCUGAAUUACCGUCCCAUAUAUUAACAUUGAAAAUUGGAGCACCGAUAAUGAUUUUAAGAAAUAUUAAUCCACCUAAAUUAUGUAAUGGAACUCGGUUAUGUAUAAAGUCAUUGAACAAUAAUACAAUUGAAGGUAGAAUAUUGACUGGAUGUGGAAAAGGUGAAGAUGUUUUUGUUCCAAGAAAUAAAUAUAUAUAA
Aphidius gifuensis is the source of this 594-nucleotide messenger RNA. RefSeq lists its product as uncharacterized. The coding region runs from base 1 to 594 and encodes 197 amino acids. The record is from RefSeq and is a predicted model, not a curated record. Lineage: Eukaryota; Metazoa; Arthropoda; Insecta; Hymenoptera; Braconidae. The transcript has 2 exons.